UAGCAAGUUGUGACCUAGUGGCGUUCAAUAAGGUCGGCUGCUGGCAAACCCUUGGUUUAAAAUUUUCGACUCCGAAUUCGAUACGUUAGAUUCCUCUAAAUUACUAAACGUGUAGUAUACUACUCAACUUGAUACAAAAAUAUCAAUAACAUCGCGUCUCAGUUAAAAGAACAGUAACAGACGUCGACCAGACAAAUAAGGACAAUGUUACGUUCAAUCGCUGCGAAACGAAAUGAAUUGGGCGCCCUACGCGCCGUCUUUCUCAGGGCACAGGCGGUGCGACGUGGAGCCAAUUGCGGAGUCCGAGCCUUGAGCAGCACACGCAAUCAUUUGGCAAACAGGUUAACACCAAAUGGCAAGCCGAUUCUCAGCCGACCCCAAACACUGUCGCCAUGGAGCUACAAUUUUGCCCGUGCCUACGCCAACUUGCCGGACCAUAUACGCGUGGCGCUGCCUGCCCUGUCGCCCACCAUGGAUCGCGGCUCGAUUGUGGGCUGGGAGAAGAAGGAGGGCGAUAAGCUAAAUGAAGGCGACUUGCUAUGCGAAAUCGAAACGGAUAAGGCCACGAUGGGUUUCGAGACGCCCGAGGAGGGUUAUCUGGCCAAGAUUUUGGUGCCCGGCGGCUCCAAGGAUGUGCCCGUUGGCAAGCUGGUGUGCAUCAUUGUGCCCGAUCAGGCCAGCAUUGCUGCCUUUAAGGAUUUCGUUGACGAUGCUCCCGCUGCAGCACCGGCUGCUGCUGCUGCUGCAGCGCCUCCACCGCCACCACCAGCAGCUGCACAGGCUCCGGCACCCGCUGCCGCUGCCGCUCCUGCACCAGCGCCAGCAGCACCCGCGCCAAGUCCAGCUGCCGCACCAGGUACCGCUUCCGCGCCAAGCGGCGGUCGUGUCUAUGCAAGUCCCAUGGCCAAGAAAUUAGCCGAAACUCAAAAGCUGCGUUUACAAGGCAAAGGUUCCGGCGUCCAUGGCUCACUUAAAUCUGGUGAUCUUGCAGCCUCGCAACCAGCGUCGAAGCCAGCUGCCAAGGCGGCGGCUGCCGCGCCCGGUGCCCGCUUCAAGGACAUCCCAGUGACCACCAUGCGCGCAGUCAUUGCCAAGCGCCUGCUGGAGUCCAAGCAGAAACUGCCACACUACUAUGUCACCGUCGAGUGCCAGGUGGACAAGCUAUUGAAGUUGCGCGCUCAAGUGAACAAAAAGUACGAGAAGCAGGGCGCACGCGUUUCCGUUAACGAUUUCAUCAUCAAGGCUGUGGGCGUCGCCAGUCGUAAAGUGCCCGAAGCCAAUUCGGCGUGGAUGGACACAUUCAUUAGGGAAUACGACGAUGUGGAUGUGUCUGUCGCUGUCUCUACAGAAAAGGGGCUCAUUACGCCCAUUAUUUUCGGAGCCGACCGGAAGGGUGUGCUGGAAAUCUCGAAGAACGUAAAGGAGCUGGCGGGCAAGGCGCGCGAGAACAAGCUGCAGCCACAUGAAUUCCAGGGCGGCACCAUAUCCGUGUCCAAUUUGGGCAUGUUCGGUGUCAAUCAGUUCUGCGCCGUCAUCAAUCCACCGCAAUCCUGCAUCUUGGCCAUUGGCACAACAACGAAAAAACUCGUUUUGGAUCCGGACAGCGACAAGGGAUUCAAGGAAGUUAAUAUGCUAACCGUAACGCUGAGUGCCGAUCACAGAGUGGUCGAUGGCGCUGUGGCUGCCGUUUGGCUUCAACAUUUCCGCGACUACAUGGAGGAUCCACAAACUAUGAUACUGUAAAUUACGACAGAGUCCGUAUCGGCUGGCCAGAGAAAUUUUUUAAAUUUAGAACGAAGAUGUUAACGUAUACAAAACUGGCUGCUGGAUACUUUCGGUGUUAUUCUUAUAUAUAUUUAUUUAUAUAUAGAAACAUUGUAUAUUGUUCAAUUGGUUUUGCUGCCCACGGCCAGCGUUGUGUGUCCUGGCCUCAGUACGGCACCCACUCAACUUUUAGCGCUUAUAUAUUUAAUUGUGUUAAACCGACGUAGUUUUUAGCUGGAUGAUAAUCGAUAUGAUUUUACUCAAGCACACAAACUAAAAUUGAACAUUGUAAAUUUUCGUUAACUCAUCUGUUGAUCAUAAAUAAUAACAUUGGAAUGUCCGAAGUCGUUCAAUAAACAAAGCACAUGUAUUUAGUAUCCUA
Molecule: messenger RNA, 2146 nt
Organism: Drosophila novamexicana
Lineage: Eukaryota; Metazoa; Arthropoda; Insecta; Diptera; Drosophilidae
Gene: muc
Product: dihydrolipoyllysine-residue acetyltransferase component of pyruvate dehydrogenase complex, mitochondrial
Exons: 7
Coding region: 205-1743 (512 amino acids)
Biological process (GO): pyruvate decarboxylation to acetyl-CoA
Cellular component (GO): pyruvate dehydrogenase complex
Molecular function (GO): dihydrolipoyllysine-residue acetyltransferase activity
Source: RefSeq, a predicted model, not a curated record